Quercus robur (English oak) is the source of this 934-nucleotide messenger RNA. RefSeq names its product protein LURP-one-related 4. NCBI's taxonomy places the organism in Eukaryota, Viridiplantae, Streptophyta, Magnoliopsida, Fagales, Fagaceae. The record is from RefSeq and is a predicted model, not a curated record. The transcript has 3 exons. Bases 34 to 624 code for a protein of 196 amino acids.
UCUCAUCUCAAAAUUAAAUCCCAAAAAACAAAUAUGUUCCUAUUAAUGGCUAGGAUCUAUCCUCAUAUUCUCACUGGUUCUCCCUACAUGACUUCAGAAGGAGAAACAUUUACUAUAUGGAUGAAAUCGCUUUUAUACCAUGCAUAUGGUUGCACUGUCUUUAAUUCCAAGGGUGAGAUUGUUUAUCGCGUUGAUAACUAUGACAACAAGUGUAGCAACGAAGUUCAUCUCAUGGAUCUACGGGGGAAAAUCCUCUUUACUAUACAUCAAAAGAAAUUACUAGCUUUUGGAUGUUGGAAUGGUUAUAGAUGGAGCGGUUCUAGCAUAAACAAGGAGAAGCCGUGGUUUCAAGUCAAAAAGUAUUGCAGAAUGCUCAUGAGAGAUGUAGCUUGUCGAAUUACUGUGGGGUAUGAUAAAUAUUGGAUAGUUAGAUUUGCUAACAAAGCAGCAUUUAGAAUAGUAGACGUCAAUGGAGAUGUUGUUGCCGAGGCAAAGCGAAAGUAUUCAUCUUCUGGAGUAGUGCUGGGAGAGGAUGUGUUGGCUUUGGAGGUGGUGCCUCAUAUGGAUCAUUCACUUAUCAUGGCUUUCGUGGUAGUGUACGGAUUAAUUCGUCGUAGAAUGUGAAUAAUCUCCAUCAUUGACUAGAGGUCGUCUGCAGCAUGCAAGCUUAGGGCCUCUUUGACUUGGCUUUGAUUUUUCUCUUUCCAGAUAUAUACAAAUUUUUGUCUUGUUGAGAAAAAGUAAGGGGCCGUAGAAAAACCCUAUUUGGGUGUGUCUAAAAGAAAAUUAUCUAGUUUUAGCAGGUCUCUCACAGGCACAUGAUCCUCAUAGGCAUGUGAUCAACAUUCUUGUGACAAGCCCACUUCAUAGAGCAGACACGAGAUACUUUCUAGUGUUUGAGGAGCCUAAAUAUGAAUUAUAAUUAGGACUUUCU